Messenger RNA from Eucalyptus grandis, 1293 nucleotides. RefSeq lists its product as uncharacterized. The transcript is spliced from 2 exons. The record is from RefSeq and is a predicted model, not a curated record. The coding region runs from base 1 to 1293 and encodes 430 amino acids. Gene Ontology annotation, molecular function: RNA-DNA hybrid ribonuclease activity; nucleic acid binding. NCBI's taxonomy places the organism in Eukaryota, Viridiplantae, Streptophyta, Magnoliopsida, Myrtales, Myrtaceae.
AUGUCCAUUUUCAAGCUGCCAACAUCUUUGUGUAAACUUGUUGAACAGGAAAUUUCCGGAUUUUGGUGGAAAACUGACCCAAACAAGGUUGGUGUGCAUUGGAAGAAAUGGGAUUUGCUAAAAACUGAUAAGGAUGGUGGAGGACUCGGAUUUCGAGAUUUGAUGGCUUUCAACAAAGCGAUGCUUGGGAAGCAGGCUUGGCGACUAAUCCACCAACCUGGCUCGUUGUGGGGUCAAGUUUUUAAGGGGUUGUAUUUUCAUUCGGUGAAUUUCCAAAAGAUAGCUAGAGGUACACGACCUUUAUGGGGAUGGCAGAGUCUCCUUCUCGGCCGAGAGGCCAUCCUACCUCAUAUCAAUUGGUCGGUUGGGGAUGGCAUGCAUAUACGGAUUCGGGAAGAUAAGUGGCUACCUAUCGGCACAAUAGGUGGACCGGUAACUAGGGAGGAGCCAGAACGGGUGGCCAAUCUUAUUGAUCCUCUCACCCAAACAUGGAAUCUUCCUCUGAUUCAACAGCUAUUCAAUACUCCGAGGAUUGAUGUAUGGAUCACGGAACGGGCAACAAAUCAAAGGCUCAUACCUGGUUUGGCAACAAUAGCACAGAUCUUGUGGCAAGUCUGGUGUAUGCGCAACAGCUGGAUUUUUCGCCAUAGACCACCGGAUCCCCAUCGAGCGGUGGAUGACGCCCUUGCCCUGUCCAGCCUCCAAUCUUCCUCAGUUGUGAGCAACUUUAGCACAGGUAGAUCCAGAACAGGGGCGGCUAUUGUUGACACCGUCCAUCUGUGGAAACCUCCAGAACGCGACUUCCUCAAAUGCAAUAUCGAUGGAUCUUACUACCCAAGUAGCCAAGAAGGAAUGAUGGCAUGUUUUAGUCGAAAUCAUCAGGGUAUCCUAACAGAUGUCUACACCAAGUGGUUUCUAGCAGCCUCAGCAUUUCAAUUGGAAGUUCAAGCGCUCACCUUCACUCUACAUCAUCUGAGGAAUCAAGGCAUCUACAUGGGAAAGAUAGUAAUUGAAUCUGACAGUCAGAUCUUGGUCGAUAUCGUCCACGGGAAGAAGAAGUCACCAUGGGAAGAAAGAUCGCUCUUCAAUGAAAUUGCAGCUCUGCUCCCCGGAUACCCUAGCGUGCGUCAGCGGUUACAUUGCGGGGAGGCCAAUGGAGCAGCCGACUGGGCUGCCAAGGCCCAUGGCAGACUUGACCUAGCCCAUAAUUGGAACAUCUUUACUCCUUACAUUUUGCAGGAUCUUGUUGCUGCUGAUGCAAUAGCGUCGGGAUGUACUUUGACGAAUGCAUAA